Messenger RNA from Ceutorhynchus assimilis (cabbage seed weevil), 654 nucleotides. The record is from the annotation of a GenBank genome assembly. NCBI's taxonomy places the organism in Eukaryota, Metazoa, Arthropoda, Insecta, Coleoptera, Curculionidae.
AUGGAGAGCUUGGAAUCUGAAGAUCCAAAGAUUUGGGAACGAUUCAUGGACGGUAAUUGGGUCGUGAAUAGAAGUUCAGUUCCAUUUUGUGAUCUUUGUGCGGAUGAAACUUUGGAACAGCAAAAUCGAAAACUAAAGAUACAUGGAGGACUUGUUGGUAUAACGCUCAACGAAAAUGCUCGAAAUCGAUUGUUUCUUGCUAAUUCGGAACUAAGUAGAAUUGCAUGUGAAACUGAGAAAAUGAUAGGAUUUGAAAGUACAGAACGAAAACAACGAGUUUAUGCCAACAACAUUCCGUUCUGGGACCCUUUAAAAAAGAAUUUGAUCAAAACGUGUAAAACGGCAGUGAAAAAGGUUAAAAUUACUCUCAAAGAAAAAACUGUAGCCAUAAAGACGGAUUUAUCUCUUAUUUCAAGACUGAUGAUAGCAUCUAGAAGUAGACCUGAAAUUGACUUGAGAUACAACUUGAGCAACUACGAGUUUUCAGCACUACCUAAGUCUUUGUUUGCAGUUGACGGGAGUAUGCACCAUUGUCUAGCUAAGCACAAACUUACGGAUGCUCUUGAAUCAAUGCAAGUAUUACCCGCAGAAGGAAAUGACAAUGCUCAUACUUCCACAGAUGCUAUUUUAGAAAACAGUAAAGAUCUACAAUAA